Rhinichthys klamathensis goyatoka is the source of this 1798-nucleotide messenger RNA. Its product is annotated as ras-related protein Rab-37-like. The coding region runs from base 426 to 1112 and encodes 228 amino acids. Lineage: Eukaryota; Metazoa; Chordata; Actinopteri; Cypriniformes; Leuciscidae. Gene Ontology annotation, molecular function: GTP binding; GTPase activity. The transcript is spliced from 9 exons. The record is from RefSeq and is a predicted model, not a curated record. Gene Ontology annotation, cellular component: Golgi apparatus; endosome.
UUACAAUGGGCGCGUCUAGUUUUGUCACGUCGCUUAAUGGAUGUCAUUGGUCGGUCUCCUCUCAAUCAGUGUGAUCUCGCACCUGUGUGUGUGUGUUUGAGUGUGACCCAAGGGAGCCUGUUGCUCAUGUGUGUGUUUUGGAGCGAUCUGCUUCUUUGCUGUGCGUGAUUAUGCGCGCAACUGAGCGAUAACGCUCAUGUGUUUUGCGUCUUUGCGCGUUAAUAAUUAUGAAGAGGACGCUUUUGGGAUAAAUGCAUGUUUUGUGUUUCUUCAUGCUCAUUGAUCUCCAUCCUCAUCCUCCGCCAGCAUCCGAUGAAGUUUGGGCGCGUUUUAGAUGCACUAUGUGAUGCAUUUGUGAUAUAGUCAACGCGGCGCGUCUCGAGAAGAACAUCGAAAGCAAAACAUCCUCGCUAUUUGUUUCCGCGAUGUCAAUCAAAAAAGCAACACUGAUGGAGAAUGUGCUUCAAAACGGAACAUCGAGAAAUAUGCUGGAGCGAUGCGCCUCGGUCAAUGAGUAUUUUGAUGUUGCCUUCAAGGUGAUGCUGCUGGGAGACUCGGCAGUGGGGAAGACCUGCGUCCUGGUGCGCUUUAAAGAUGGGGCCUUUCUGGGAGGCAACUUCAUUGCAACAGUGGGGAUAGACUUUAGGAAUAAGGUGGUGACUGUGGAUAACAUGAAGGUCAAACUCCAGAUUUGGGACACGGCCGGUCAGGAGCGGUUCCGCAGCGUUACUCACGCGUACUACAGAGACGCUCAGGCUCUACUGCUGCUGUAUGACAUCACCAGAAAGGCCUCCUUCGACAACAUCAGAGCCUGGCUGACUGAAAUCUACGAGUACGCACAGAAGGAUGUGGUCAUCAUGUUGCUUGGCAACAAGUCAGACAUGGCUGCUGAGAGGGUCAUCACACACGAGGAAGGGGAGAAGCUGGCGAAGCAAUAUGGAGUCCCUUUCAUGGAGACAAGUGCCAAGACCGGUGUCAACGUGGAACUCGCUUUCCAAGCCAUAGCAAGAGAACUGAAGCACAGAAAUCUCCAGCAGCCCCACGAGCCCAAGUUCAAGAUCCACGAUUACAUCGACUCGCAGAAGCAGAAGUCCAGCUGUUGCCUCGUGUGACGGACCUCCUCCACGUCCAAGAUAUUUCUAUACGAAGAUGUGUGUGUGAACGUUGUUUUGAUGUGUCCGAUGAUCCCCCAGACCCUUGUUCGCUUUCUAGUCAGGAAUAUACAGCCAAAUACUGCUGAGGUACAUCAGAGUAAUAAGCCUCUGGAGGUGGUUUCUGCUUUAUAAACUGCAUUAAUCCAGGUGUGUACAGUUUCCAGGUACGUCUGUCUGUGUAACAUGAUUUUUCUGCGUUUCUCUGACGGUUAUAGCCUCUGUCUACACACAGAAUAAAAUAUAUUGGUGUUACAUUACAUUAUACGCCACGCGAAUGUGCCGGGCAGUGAGCUUGUGUCCAGUGUUUAUAAAAUCCUGUAUAUUUGAGUGUCUUGCAGAGUCAAAAUAUCAGCUUCUGUUAAGUGUUAUGUUUACAAUCAGUGUAUAUAUUGACUUGAAAACAAUCAUAGCACAGCUUGACUGAGUCAGGCCUUGAUCAUGAUGUAAUAUGGGUUUUAAUUUCACAUGUCGCACUCACUAGUAUGAUUGUCUGACAUGCAUAGGGAUUGAUGUGAAUAUGGGCUGUAGCCUAUUGUAAAAUAUAAUUUUUUUCACAGUGGUCACAAAGUGCCAUGAGAAAGUUCAAUGUAACCACAUACAUGUGUUUUGUAAGAGAGGGCUUUGUUUUCAGUGCUUUGUUUGGG